AUGCUAGCUGGAGCAACUCCUGAAUGUUUUGAGAACAACGAACAUCAUUUAAAAUAACGUGUUUGGUUUUACACGAGGCGUCUGAACAGCCGUCCUGGAAUAACAACUUUAUUCAUCAUGAUCCUCUGAUGCUGAACUUCUGCUGCGCUAAACCUUUGUGUGUCUGCGGGUUCAUGCUAACGGCUAACGGGAAAGCUAGCUGGUCAGCUGACUCCCUCACGUGACCGCCUCCGGCUCAGCUGCUGUUUCCUGGUGCUGCGGAGAGAAAUACUUCAGGAACCCGGUUUUCCACGGCCGACACCGUCAUGUCUCCGGUAGUUUACAGGUCCCUCGGGCCAGAGGAGGAUUCCUGAGCCACAGCUAACGAUGCCCAGAGCCCAGUGAGUCCAGAGAGACGCAGCCUCGCUUCGCUCCGCCGCCGAUGUGCUGUUCUCUCCAGUAGAGUUUUUUUUCGUCUUCACUUCCUCAAACAGCUUCCAAAAUGAAUCCAGAGGGGAAGAAGCUCCUGAACAUCAUCAUCCUGGGCUUCGGCUUCAUGUUUAUGUUCACUGCUUUUCAAACAUGUGGAAACAUAGAGCAAACGGUUCUAAAGAGCUUCAACAGCACCGAGUUCCACGGGAGCGGAUACACAAGCAUGGCCAUCAUCUAUGGAGUUUUCUCUGCGUCCAACCUCAUCGCUCCGUCAGUGGUGACCAUCGUUGGACCACAGCUCUCCAUGUUCUUCAGUGGGCUUCUGUACAGCGGCUACAUCGCUAUGUUCAUUUACCCGUACACGUGGAGCUUCUACACAGCGUCUGUGUUGGUUGGAGUAGGAGCAGCAGUGCUCUGGACGGCGCAGGGAAACGUGCUCACCAUCAACUCCACUGACAACACCAUCGGAAGAAACAGCGGCAUAUUCUGGGCUCUGCUGCAGUUCAGCUUGCUCUUUGGAAACCUCUACAUAUACUGUGCCUGGCAUGGACACGUUCACAUCACAGACAAAGACCGGCAGACGGUUUUCAUCUCUCUGACCGUGAUCAGCCUGGUGGGCUGCUUCCUCUUCUUUCUGAUCCGGAGGCCCGACCCCGAGUCGUCUCCCUCCGAGGUGCAGGCCGAGUCCACAGAGAGCUCCACUGAUACCUCACCUCACUCAGGCCUCUGCUCACAAGCUCUGGAUGCUUUCGUUCAAGCGUGUAAGAUAUUUGUCACCAAAGAGAUGCUGCUGCUGAGCUUCACCAUCGGAUACACAGGCUUGGAGCUCACUUUUUACAGCGGGGUGUACGGGACGUGUAUCGGCGCCAUGACAGGGUUUGGCAAAGAUGCAAAGAGUCUGAUUGGCAUCUCUGGGAUUUUCAUCGGCAUAGGGGAGAUCUUAGGAGGGGGCGUGUUUGGUAUGCUGAACAAGAGUAACCGGUUUGGGAGGAACCCUGUGGUGCUGCUGGGACUCAUCACUCACUUUGUGGCUUUUUACCUGAUUUUCCUGAACAUUGCCAGCGACGCUCCGCUGGCCCCGGAGGAGGGAACCGAUCUGCAGGCUUACAUCACCCCGAGCGUUGCCGUGGCGAUGCUCUGCAGCUUCCUGCUCGGUUUGGGCGACAGCUGCUUCAACACGCAGCUGCUCAGCAUCGUUGGCGUCAUGUUCCGUGACAACAGUGCUCCGGCCUUCGCUGUCUUCAAGUUCAUCCAGUCCAUCAUGGCCGCUCUAGCCUUCUUCUACAGUAACUACCUGCUGCUGCACUGGCAGCUGCUCCUCCUGGUCCUGUCGGGUUUUGUGGGCUCGAUGUCGUUCUUCGUGGCCGAGUGGAUGGCCGAGUCCCGCAGACGGGAAUCAGACUACGACAGCAUCUGAUCUGCUUCCGGUGAGGGUGAGGAGAGCACAGCUGGAAAUGUUUGGCUCUCUGCAGCCGGGCAGGAGGAAGGUAUCCUCACACAGACACUGUUUGGUUUUCACAGAGCCUGUCGAUCUGUGCUGCUGGAAAACCAAACAUUCCUCUUGAACCCAACAUUUAUCUGAACUGAAUCAAAAGACUCCAGAUGUAUCUCAUCAAGUUUCAGUCCCUGUUUUUCUUUUUGUGGACACAGUCUAAUAAUUAAUCUGGUGAAAUAUGAAAACACACGAUUGUCAUGAUGGGGAGAGGUUUGUUUAUCAAGCCCUUUUAACUGAGGCCUGUUCAGGAAUGAUUGGUAGUUUGACUGUUGGUGCCUGGACUGACUGGUCCUGAGGAGUAACACUGACUUUAUGAAGAACCAGCUGCAGGUUUGGAUGGUUUUCACCUGCAGCUGCUCUGAACUGACGAGUGGUGUUUUUCUAUCAUUUUCUUUUUCUCAAAAAAUCCCAUGAAAAGAGCGAAGCCGACAGUGAAGGUGUCGAACACGUCUCACAGCCGGAUUCCUCUCGACUCCACACGCUGCUAAAAACACAUCAGAGAGCUUCACUGUUAAACUGCUGACAUCAUCACUACGAACACACACACACUGUGGUUUAUUCUGACACAUGGCCACGAAAAAUACUAAAAUUAAACUAAAUACCUGUGAGGUGUUUUUAAAAAUGUAAGCGUGAUUGGAGAGCCGAGGUUAGUGCCCUUCUCUCGCCAAAGAAAGUGAACAUCCUGGAUUUGACCUUGUUUAUCCACAUCUGCUCCAAAUUCUUCCUUGGUUAUUGUCUCACCCCUCCACAAAAAGUCAUUAAAAAAAACACUUCUACUUUACCUUUUUAGUUUGGUCCAUGUCCCAUCUGCUAACAUGGAGGAGGCAGGUUCACGACCUGCCAGGGGGCGAUUGAGAUACUUUGGAGCUGUCAUGUCGUCCAUGUGGAUUUGGAGUCUGGUUUGACUGAGCUGGUUCUUUUUAGUCACACAUUGGUGUUUUUUUCUCUUUCAUGGGAUUUAAUAAAAGUUAAAAAUAGAAUAAUUCCUGAUCCUCACAAAAACAUGUUUGCUCGAAUCCAGCUUUGAAAGUCUCUCCUCCGUACGUCUGACACAAUAUUCUUCUUCCCUCUGAAGCUCAAGAGACACAAAGACUAAGAUUCAGUCCACGUGAGGCAGCCGUGUUGUGUUUCUACCGUUCGUCCUUCUUUUCCAGCUCCUGUCACAAAUAUCACAGUUUCAAUAUAACUUUAGCGACGUGACACCUGACGUGACUUUGGGCUUAAACACAUUUCAGCAUGACGAGCAGUUUCAAGAGGAACACGUUCAUGAUAACAACACGAUACAUCUUCCUGAAGGGAUUUACCAAACAAAACCUUAACUUUUAUCUGUAUGUUUUAUUUCACAUUGUCACAGAGCUGCUGACGCGGCUGCAGAUUCAGUCUUUUCUUUUUAAUCUCCAGCGUUGUACGAACAUUCCCCUCCAUCCUCUCUCCUUUCACUCUGAUGUGAUGCUGAACACGGGCGAGUCCACACGUCGUCUUGUCUAAUGUUGUGGUGCAAAAAACAACUGAUGCUGUAGUUUUUUUGUUCUUUCUUUAAAGUGUCAUUCUCUGAAUGACAGCACAUAUUGUGGGUAAUAGUCAAAUAAAACACGAGGCUUUGGGUUUGCACACGUUUUAUUUUAUGUCCCAAAUCAAAUCUCAAGGAUAUUAAGGGAACUGCAUGUGAACUUUGAAGAUGAUUUUAUACUUGAAUGUAAUAAUGACACCCCAACCUUCGCUUGCUUGUUUUUAUUAUCAAUAAAAUGUUAUUUUGAACAUAA
Hippoglossus stenolepis (Pacific halibut) is the source of this 3669-nucleotide messenger RNA. RefSeq names its product major facilitator superfamily domain containing 11 (gene mfsd11). The coding region runs from base 482 to 1828 and encodes 448 amino acids. The record is from RefSeq and is a predicted model, not a curated record. The transcript has 14 exons. Lineage: Eukaryota; Metazoa; Chordata; Actinopteri; Pleuronectiformes; Pleuronectidae.